CGAGAUGAAAGGCGGUGUUUAAGAGAGCAUGGUCUUGUUGUGCGAUGCGAUGAAAGGCCUGUACGGUGGCUCAGGGGAGUACCGUGACGCCUGGGGGCCUUUGACCUUAUCGAUGACCCAGAUCGGGCAAGUGGGCGUCUAUGUACACUCUCUUUGUGCACCAUACGUAAUCAAUGAAAGAGCGACAUGUGACGAGUGUGACGCAGCGUGUCUAAUGUCCAUUCGGUCGUGUACGUCAUGGUGAAUGCAUGGCUGUAUGCCUGGCAAAACGCGAAACGGGCGUGUUCGACGACGAUGUACGGCAGGUCGUCGCGUGUCUCUCAUCCGAGCAACUCGCUCUAUAUUUUUUCUCCGGGCCUGCGGACGUGCGCCGCCUGCACGGGUUCUUCUGCACCCUCCUCCAGUCUUCCUCGGUCUCAGUUUCCCCUUCGCGUAGCCGUGCUCGUUGAGGUUGUUCAUAGAGUUUCGUAGCGAUGAAACGCUCGUCCCUCGUCUCCUCCUCUUCGCGCACCUCCGGGAGAAGUAGACAUGCAUUGGACACCUUUUCAUGGAUAUUUCGCUCCAACUUGCCUCCUCGGCGCGGGAUACCACUUCCCUCCGUCCAGAAACGUAAUCUCUUUGGUUUCGGAGAGGUCCUUUCUGUUCUUGCAAAUCCGGGGGAGACCCUCCGUUCGCUAACCGAGGCCCGUCGAUCCCUCGAAGAAGCCCGGACCGAGAUCCGCGAAGCUCGCGAGCGGUCCCAGCUUCCCACCACACACACUUUCUCUCCCCUCCCUGCAUCCUUCUUCUUUCCCCGUCCAGCUGAGCUCGCCCUCCUAAGGAAAACGUUUGAGGGUCACCCCUCAUUCACCAUCCUUACUGGUGCCUCUUCUGUCGGCAAGACAGCGCUACUGAGAGAAGUGUUGAGCAAUGAAAGGUACCAUGUGUUGCACUUCGAUCUCAGGAUUGCUGGAUUUGCGGAUUUAGGAAGUCUUUAUGGGAGCUUGAGCCGGAGUAUGGAGGCAUACUUCGACGAGUUGGCGAAUACGCAGGGGUUUGAAGAGUUUAGGAAAGAAGCAUGGACAUUCAAGCAUGAUAGACUGAACGUCGAACGCUCGGAUUUGGAUUCGAUCAAGACAAGCGACAUCGCGCGUCUUAUGGAGCUCUUUCAAAGUGCCCUUCUACACUAUUGGCAAUUUAAACCUGCUCUCCCCCCUUCAUCCCAGGCCGAGUCUUCGCCUCCUCAGAACAACCAUUCUCGGAUCGGGAACUCGGUGCGGCGGAUUGGAACAUUCAAGAGGCGAGAACGAAAAGAAGGAACUGCAGAGGGGAGUGCGGAGUCGGAGGAGACAAAAGUUGCUCCUGGGAGCGCGAACGCAAAUCCCGAUGCGAACACGGCUGCACAAGAGGAGAGCGGGCAAAUAACUGAAAAGGUUGGUCCACCCGCCGAGCAGAAAUGCGAAACUCCAGUAAAUGGCGAAGAGAGUUCAGCAGGAGAGAAGAAGGAUUUACUCCCGAAGAAACGUAUACCCGUUAUUUUCUUCGACGAGGCACAUAAACUUCCUGCGCUUAUUCGCUCGACAGAGGCAAUGAAAUGCCUUCUUGACGCGAUGCUUGUGCUCACGAAGCAGGAUCGCCUUUGUCACGUCGUUCAUGCAACCAGUGAUGGCUUUUAUCAAACAUGGCUAAGAGGACUGAAUAUCAUGCAACAUUGCAAGAUAAUCUGCAUCGGGGAUUGCUCCAGACACGAGGCACAUACUUAUUUCUUCGAGAAACUCCUCCCUACUAUCCCUUCGCACCUCCUUCCUCCCUCAGAAGAAGAUAAGGAGGAGAUGUUUGAGAGGUUAUAUGCUGCGUUUGGUGGGAAGCUUGUUCACUGGUCUGACUUUGUAGAUGAUUGGGUUAAUGCCGAUGGAAACCUCCCGAUUGAGAGAAGCAGUCAUUUCCUGCAAGCAUACACGUUGCUUAACCUUCAGCUCCUCCACGCUACUGAGGCCGAGGAGGGGGCUGGGGGUGAUAAUGCGGAGGACCAGGAGCACCUCGAUCCACCUCGUGACCGGGUCCAUGAACGGUCAAGGUCAAAGUGGAGGCUAUCCAUAAGGGAUCGAGCUUUAAAGAGAAGUGGAAAGGGAUUUAAGAUUUACUCUCCAAUCACGGAGAGUAUGGGUGAAGAAGAAGCGAGGCCGGCGUUUACGGCGAUGCAGUUAUUGGAGGUUAUGCAUCGUCUGGCUCCUUCCUCCUCCCCCUCUACCUCUACAUCUGUUCCUCCAACUCAGACAUCGUAUCCUGAACGACCGAUAACCAUUGCAGACUCAGAGACAGGUGAACGGAAGGCUGAUGCUGGGCCCGGAAUGGGAUCGGCUGAGGAUAGGGCAGAAGGUGGAGGCGCUUCGUUGAGGUAUUUUGCAUUGUGCCGCGAGAUGGGUAUAAAGACUGUGGAUGAUAUGAUCCGUGCAAGAAUAUUGGAGCUGAGAUGGGCCGAGCCUGUCACGCAGGAAGGAUCUCCUUUGCCUCACUCGCUUCACGUCGAUUCAUCUGCUAUUCCACCUGGUGAACCAUCAUCAACGUUGCUUGCUGGGUCGUCUUCGAUGACGUUUCAUCCUUCCAAUCCCCCUCAUCACGUUACCGCUCCUGUCCAUAUGUCUCCGCCACCUCCUUCACCGCCGUUAUUCUACUCACCCGAUCAACCCGAUUCACAAGAACAAGAUCACGUACGGAUCGCUUCUCCCUCUCCUUCGCAUAAUCUCCUCCAUGCACAAUACCGCUCGCGCGCACGUUCGUAUGUAUGGGGAAAACAACGUGAGGAUCAUAUGGACGUGGAAUCGAAAGACGGCGUCGGGCUUGCUGACGGAUUGGGACCGACGCUUCACCCUACAACUCCAAUCGUUGCUUACGCUAUGCGAGCUGUGUUGGAUGAGUAUGGCUAUCCCCCUCCUGAGGUCAUUGAGGACGAUAUCCUUGAUGAUGAAGAGGUAGAAGAGGAGUCACUUGAAGGCGUUGAAGAUGUGGGUAGAGGAGCCGUAAAGACGGGCACGAGAGGACGGGAUGGGAGAAACAGCUAUGGGGGUGGGUAUGGAGGGAGAGAGUCGUCCGGAAUAGGCGACGAUACUUCCAGAUCGGAUUAUGUUUCGCUGUCUGAUGUGUCAGAGUAUUAGUCUUUGCAGUCAGACCGG
Molecule: messenger RNA, 3152 nt
Organism: Fomitiporia mediterranea MF3/22
Lineage: Eukaryota; Fungi; Basidiomycota; Agaricomycetes; Hymenochaetales; Hymenochaetaceae
Exons: 7
Coding region: 474-3134 (886 amino acids)
Source: RefSeq, a predicted model, not a curated record